AUGAAUGAUAUAGAAUUGGAUGAAAUGCAUGGCUUAAGGGUUGCCGUGCAAGGUUGUUGUCAUGGAACACUCCACGCAAUAUACGACUCAGCAACGAAAGCAUGUAAUGUCAGAGGCUGGAAAACCUUAGAUCUUCUCAUUAUCGGUGGCGACUUCCAGGCAGUUCGUAAUGCUAAUGACUUAACUGUUAUGUCAUGUCCAAUCAAAUACCGCCAGAUUGGAGAUUUUCACUCCUACUACAGUGGUGCGCGAAAAGCCCCAUACCUUACCAUCUUUGUCGGAGGCAACCAUGAAGCAAGCAAUCAUCUGUGGGAACUUUUCUAUGGUGGAUGGGUGGCACCAAACAUAUACUAUAUGGGAGCUGCAAAUGUCCUCCGACUAGGUGGAGUACGAAUUGCUGGUAUGUCUGGAAUCUGGAAUGAAAAUCACUUUAGAAAGUCACAUUACGAGCGACUUCCAUACCAUAGAAGUGACAUCAGGUCCAUUUAUCACAUGCGAGAAAUAGAUAUUCGAAAAUUACUACAGCUUAGAACACAAGUUGAUGUUGCCGUUAGUCAUGAUUGGCCAAGAGGAAUAGAAUGGCAUGGUGAGCCUAGGGCACUGUUCAAGAUGAAGCCGGAUUUUGAGCGAGAAUCAAAAGACGGAACACUGGGGAACCCCGCAACAAGAGAUGUGAUGGACCAUUUACGUCCCCAAUUCUGGUUUUCAGCCCAUCUUCAUUGCAAGUUUCCUGCUAUAAAGUCAUAUUCCGAAAGAGUAGAGCGAGAGCAACUUUAUAGUGGAAAAAAUGCAUUAUUCACACCUAAAACCACGGAAACAGCACUUCCCAAAACAGGUGUAGAGUUUCAAAGGGCCUCAUCUGCAGGAAUAGUCCAUAACUGCGACGAAAUUGAUCUUGAUUCAAAUGAUGAAGAAAAUAAAUCUACAGACAUUGUACAGAACUCCGACGAAAUCGAUUUGAACAUACAGAGCGACGAUGAUAAACCUGUGGACUCCACCAUGAACCACAUAAUUGCAGCCCAUGUUGAUCAGGGCAAAGAUUCUUUAAAAGGUAAAGAAAAGCAAACUGUAUCUGUUGUUCCUCCAAAUAUUCGUUCGCAACUUCCAGUCGCAUUUGAACGACCUUCUCUAACAACUUUUCCUAUCCAGAGACGACCGAGCCAAGCACCUCCCCCACAGAUUACCAAUAAGACUGUCCGCUUCCUGGCAUUAGACAAAUGUUUACCUGGACGAAAGUUCUUACAAUUGCUAAAUAUUAGCCCUCACGCUAAGUCUUCAUCAAAAAAGUCACCAAAAUCGAAGCUUAGACUUGAAUAUGAUCCAGAGUGGUUAUCUAUAACCCGUGUCUUUGCACCAUCAUUGGUACUCGGAGAAAACGGCGCUCAAAUACCACCUGACCUUGGUGAUGCCCAUUAUCAAACGCUUAUCGAGAAAGAAAGGACAUGGGUUGAUAAAUAUAUAGUAAAUGCUGGGAAACUGCAAAUUCCAGAAAACUUCGUUAUCACUGCCUCACCUUUCCGGGUCGGGAGCCCACAAUUUGUUCAAGAAGGUCCCCGCGAGUACAAUAAUCCCCAAAUGCAACAAUUCUGUGAUUUGGUAGGAAUUGAGAACAAAUUCUUCGCAUCUGAAACAGAAAGAGCAGAGCGUCUUCGAAAUGGACCAGAAUUAAGUCAAAAUAUACCUAGAGAUUCUAAUUUUAUCCAAAACCGAAGAGGCAAUAACGUUAGAGGUAGAAGGAAUGGUCGCAAACGCAAAUGA
Messenger RNA from Blumeria graminis f. sp. triticale, 1758 nucleotides. NCBI's taxonomy places the organism in Eukaryota, Fungi, Ascomycota, Leotiomycetes, Helotiales, Erysiphaceae. The record is from the annotation of a GenBank genome assembly.